Molecule: messenger RNA, 1249 nt
Organism: Drosophila guanche
Lineage: Eukaryota; Metazoa; Arthropoda; Insecta; Diptera; Drosophilidae
Gene: Bem46
Product: protein ABHD13
Exons: 4
Coding region: 84-1112 (342 amino acids)
Cellular component (GO): membrane
Molecular function (GO): palmitoyl-(protein) hydrolase activity
Source: RefSeq, a predicted model, not a curated record
UGUGCUGGAGUUAGCCACAUACAAAAAGUCAACUAAUUUCUUUAUCUUUUUGACAUGUAGCGAAGCUGGACAAAAAACGCAAUAUGAAAGAAGUGGGCAUAUCUCUGCCCAAGUCUCGAGGCGUGGGUGUAGGAAUAGUCGCUGCGCUCUUGUUAUGCUUCAUUUUCUACUACUUUUAUGGCGGUUACAUGACUUUUUUGCUCUUUGCUUCCAUUCUCCUGUUAAUAUUCUACUACGCCCAAGACUUGCUACUGUAUCAUCCGGACUUGCCAACCCAUUCUCGCAUUUACAUACCCAUUCCGACGAUUCACAACUUGCCGCACAUCACAGUCAGCAUCAAAACGCCCGACGAUGUUACGUUGCACGCGUUUUGGAUAAGCCAACCAGAGGAGCGCUGCAAGUCCGUUCCCACAUUGCUUUACUUUCACGGCAAUGCUGGCAACAUGGGACAUCGCAUGCAAAAUGUUUGGGGCAUUUAUCACCAUCUCCAUUGUAACAUUCUGAUGGUAGAGUAUCGGGGCUAUGGCCUGUCCACUGGCGUACCCACGGAACGCGGCCUGGUCACCGAUGCGCGUGCUGCCAUUGACUAUCUCCACACACGCCACGAUCUGGAUCACUCGCAACUUAUCCUCUUUGGGCGCUCUCUAGGCGGCGCCGUCGUUGUCGAUGUGGCCGCCGAUGCUGUCUAUGGCCAGAAGUUGAUGUGCGCCAUUGUGGAGAACACAUUCAGCAGCAUACCGGAAAUGGCUGUGGAGCUGGUGCAUCCGUCUGUGAAGUACAUACCAAAUUUACUCUAUAAGAAUAAGUAUAACUCUCUGAAUAAGAUUGGCAAGUGUUCGGUACCAUUUCUGUUUAUAUCGGGCCUUGCGGAUAACCUAGUGCCACCGCGUAUGAUGCGUGCCUUGUAUACCAAAUGUGGCAGUGACCUGAAGCGUUUGCUCGAGUUCCCUGGAGGCUCGCACAACGACACCUGGAUAGUGGAUGGGUACUAUCAAGCAAUUGGGCAAUAUUUGUCCGAGUUACAAGAGGUGCCAUUGCCACUGCAGAAACCUCCUGAGAAGAGCAAUGUGUGGGUCGAGCUAGAGCAGGAGCAUAAAAUCAUUGAUGUGUAGGCGGCUCCUUGGCCACUCCUGGAGCACAAACAACGUGUUCUAUUGACUGUGUUAGCACUGCGAAUGGUUUAAUACUUAUACAUCUUAUUAUAUAGUCUACUAUAUAUGUCUUUAUAUAACAAGAUUUUAAUCUAAAA